Prorocentrum cordatum is the source of this 602-nucleotide messenger RNA. The record is from the annotation of a GenBank genome assembly. NCBI's taxonomy places the organism in Eukaryota, Dinophyceae, Prorocentrales, Prorocentraceae.
AGCUUUCUUCGCUCGAUACCGGCAGCAGUCCGGCGCCACGGGGGAGGAAUGGGCCUCGCGAGCCACGCCCGCUGGGCGCGGUGCCGUGCGGCGCGGGUGUCGCCGUGGGCUCGAAGGAUGAACCUCAGCGCGUUCGGCAGCAAGAGGUGGCACGGCAUCGCGGCGGCCCAGCCUGCCCAGCUCCUGUGCGCCGAGGUGCGGCCUGCGCUCUGCUUCCCCGAGCAGAGCUGCGGAGCUGGCAGCUCCGGCACGGCUCCCGGCGCCCGCGGGGAGGGCGGCGCGGACCCGAGCGAGAUCCGCCUGCAGGAGGACAUGCCCGACCUGACCCUGGGCGCUGCCCACCCUGGGCCCAGCACCGCCGAGCUGGCGGCAACGGGGGAGGGGGUGGCCAGCCUGCCCCGGGGCCCGCCCCCUCUCGCUUCCCCCCCCCCUCGCUCGCCGCCGACCCAGGGCCUGCCGAAGGGCUCGGCCUCCGCGCCCACUGGGCUGCCCCUGCCUUGGAAGCAAGACGCCCCACCGCAGGCUGAGCUUAGCUGCCUCGACACGCCCGUUUUGAUACAGUCGGGGCGCUGAAGAAGGAAACCUUUUCGUUGGGGAGGGGC